Molecule: messenger RNA, 1001 nt
Organism: Conger conger (European conger)
Lineage: Eukaryota; Metazoa; Chordata; Actinopteri; Anguilliformes; Congridae
Product: troponin C, skeletal muscle
Exons: 6
Coding region: 155-640 (161 amino acids)
Cellular component (GO): myosin II complex
Molecular function (GO): calcium ion binding
Source: RefSeq, a predicted model, not a curated record
UUUCUGGGGAAGUGCGCUGGGGUUUCGGGGGUACUUAUUAAGGGAACAGGCGAGAGGGCCAGGCUGGCUUAGUUGAACUUCCAUCUGCAGGCUAUACUUUGGAGUCUCUGCUGUCUGUCUCUCUGUGGUUUGACCCCCUCUGAACACCAGCAUCAUGCCUACCGACGCGCAGACUGACGCACGCUCCUUCUUGAGCGAGGAGAUGAUUGCGGAAUUCAAAGCUGCCUUCGACAUGUUCGACACUGACGGUGGCGGUGACAUCAGCACCAAGGAGUUGGGCACCGUGAUGAGGAUGCUGGGCCAGAACCCAACAAGAGAGGAGCUGGAUGCCAUCAUUGAGGAGGUGGACGAGGAUGGCAGCGGCACCAUCGACUUCGAGGAGUUCUUGGUCAUGAUGGUGCAGCAGCUUAAAGAGGAUCAGGCCGGAAAGAGCGAAGAGGAGCUGUCAGAAUUCUUCAGAGUGUUCGACAAGAAUGGCGAUGGCUUCAUUGACCGUGAGGAGUUUGCAGAGAUCCUGCGCUCUUCCGGAGAGCCAGUCUCAGAGGAGGAGAUCGACGAGCUGAUGGCAGACGGCGACAAAAACAACGAUGGCAAGAUUGACUUUGACGAAUGGCUGAAAAUGAUGGAGAACAUUCAGUAGAACAGAGAACAUUCCUCUCCGUUGCCCUCUGCUGGUGAAGACAGGAACAGCACUCGUAGACCGCAGCAUUGGGACAGAAGGGCAGAGGCACUGGGAAAGCCCAGGGAACAGACUGGCCUCCUGCUACCACUGCUUUUGGGAAGGAGUAUAAAUAUCUCUCCCCAGCCUUCUGCAAGGAACCCCUACCCCCAGCUGUCUUCCUCUACACCUGUUGCUGCUCAAGAAACUUGCUAAUUUCACCCCUCCACACAGACACACACACACACGCACACACACACAGACACACAGACACACAAACUCGCAACCUCUCCAAUAUGCCAUGUACAGAAUGCCUUCCGAAAUAAACCAGUUUCUAGCUUUG